UUGGGUUUUCUUGGCGGUGCCUUUUCCUGCAGCCGGAGAGGACGAGAUUAGGCAGGGUUGAACGGCAGUGUUGCCCGCCCCUCUCUCUUUCUCUCUCUCUCUCUAUAUAUAAAACACAGACACGCUGGUAAGGUUUUUGGAUUGUGGAGAAGAAAAAAAAAAUCGCCCGCUGGUGCUCGAUUUCUUGCAAAAGUUCCGACUGGCUCAUCUGUCCUGGCAGGCAUGGACCGCUGGAGAGGGAGGGUGGCCCUGGUGACCGGCGCCUCGGUCGGGAUCGGGGCGUCCGUCGCCCGGGCUCUGGUCCAGCACGGCAUGAAGGUGGUCGGGUGCGCCAGGAACGUGGACAAAAUAGAGAAGCUUGCAGCAGAGUGCCAGAGCGCGGGCUACACCGGGACCCUCAUCCCAUACAAGUGCGACCUGUCCAACCAGGAGGAGAUCCUGUCCAUGUUCUCUGCCAUCAGGACCCUGCACCAGGGCGUGGACGUCUGCAUCAACAACGCCGGCCUCGCCCAUGCCGAGCCCCUGCUCAGCGGCAAGACCGAAGGCUGGAGGAACAUGCUGGAUGUUAACGUCCUUGCCUUGUCCAUCUGUGCCAGGGAAGCCUACCAAUCCAUGAAGGAAAGGAAUGUGGACGAUGGGCAUAUUAUCAACAUUAACAGCAUGAGUGGACACCGGGUGCUGCCGGCCUCUGGGGUGCAUUUCUACUCCGCAACUAAGUACGCAGUGACCGCGCUGACCGAAGGCCUGCGACAGGAACUGCGAGAAGCCAAAACCCACAUAAAGGUCACGUGUAUAUCUCCCGGCCUAGUGGAAACGGAAUUCGCCUUCCGGCUUCACAACAGCGACCCAGAAAAGGCUGCAGCAACAUAUGAAAGCAUAAAGUGUCUAAAAGCAGAAGAUAUAGCCAGUGCCAUUACCUUUGUCCUAAGCACCCCUCCUCACGUACAGAUCGGAGACAUUCAGAUGAGGCCUGUAGAGCAGGUGUCAUAGCAACCGAAGAGGGAGCAGCUGGCACAGCAGACAGGCCCGGCAGCCUAGGUUACUCCCGAGCGACCUCUGCUGGACAAAACCCGUUUAACAGGAUGGAAGGAUCAAGCUGGGAGACGCAGAAACUGGUUGUCUUUGCCUACUGGGGAACAGGCCCUCGCUGGUUUGAAAAGGAUGUACCAGUACAGUAUGAUUCAGAAUGCUGCAGGAAUAAAAUAUGUCAGUGUUGGUGUAUUUUUCGUCCUUUAAAAAAAAAAACAAAUUGGUGUUACUCCUACCGCAAGAGGUUAUGCACGGUCAUCAUUACAGUGAAAAUCAUACCGUCAAAUACAGAUGCUAGUUUUUCUCUUCCCUUUUUCCAUGUUUUAGGUCCUACUGCACAUUUUGUUUUUUUAAGAAAAAUAAAAACAGAUUCUGAUUUAGUAUUCACACUUAUUUUGUUUUUUGCUGAACAUCAGAGCAUCGAUUGUAGCUAGAUCUAAUUCUUACAUUAGUGAUAGGGGUUUAAUCCACUAGUAUUUGUUUUAACAGACCAUAAUCGCUACAAUAGGGCCUUUCCAGUCACCAGUAAAACAGAUAUGACAGAUUCCUAUGACGGUCACAUUCCCCUUAGCUGUCAAUAAAAGAUGGGGGGGAAACGCGUCUUAACCAAAUAUUUUAUAUCAAGACAACCUCGGCAGAUCGUCCUUGUGAUAAGACAAACCGGUUUGCACUUUGGCUCCGUUUCGUCUAAAACAAAACACUAAGGUCUGGUUUCAGACGCCGUUUCUAACCCAGUCGUGGGCACGUGUAUGAUUAAAAGUACUACUCUUCGUUGGCGUGUGGAUUGUAAUGAUAGUUAUUCUCAAUAAAUUGUUUUUUAUUGCCUCGUU
Messenger RNA from Lepisosteus oculatus (spotted gar), 1859 nucleotides. RefSeq names its product dehydrogenase/reductase 11a (gene dhrs11a). Gene Ontology annotation, molecular function: oxidoreductase activity. The record is from RefSeq and is a predicted model, not a curated record. NCBI's taxonomy places the organism in Eukaryota, Metazoa, Chordata, Actinopteri, Semionotiformes, Lepisosteidae.